This is a messenger RNA of Nymphaea colorata (pocket water lily), 1485 nucleotides long. RefSeq names its product chloroplast stem-loop binding protein of 41 kDa a, chloroplastic. Lineage: Eukaryota; Viridiplantae; Streptophyta; Magnoliopsida; Nymphaeales; Nymphaeaceae. The record is from RefSeq and is a predicted model, not a curated record. Gene Ontology annotation, cellular component: cytosol. Gene Ontology annotation, molecular function: RNA binding. Bases 72 to 1304 code for a protein of 410 amino acids. The transcript has 6 exons. Gene Ontology annotation, biological process: rRNA processing.
ACUUCCACCUGUUCUUCCCUCAAACCCCGGAGGCUAAUACAGAGGGAGGAAAAGGGUCGCAGAAGGGAAAAAUGGGGUCCUCUUCUGUCUUAGCUUCUCAUCCUUUGACGACUUCCUGCUUCCUCCCCUGUUCAAAAGUGUCAUCCUUACCUUUAACCUCUCCUUGUUUUGCUUCUAUCUCUUCCUUUCCUGCUGCCUCUUCCUCAAAUGUUUUGCUACUCUCUGGACGCCCGCUGCUUUUUACAAUAAAUCCCAUUGCAACACGACGGCCCAGGUUGCCUUGUUUCUCUGUAUUCGCUUCUUCGGACAAGCAAAAGAAGAAGGUUCUGAUUGUCAACACAAACAGUGGAGGGCAUGCCGUGAUCGGGUUUUAUCUGUCGAAGGACCUCCUCAGCUCCGGUCAUAGCGUCACCAUAUUGACAGUUGGCGGUGAACAGUCGGACAAGAUGAAGAAGCCUCCCUUUAACCGAUUCUCUGAGCUUGUUGAUCUAGGCGCUCAGACAAUAUGGGGUGAUCCAUCAAAUCUGGGUAAAUUGGUAGAUGGGGCAGCCUUUGAUGUUGUUUUGGAUAACAAUGGCAAGGAUUUAGAUUCUGUCAAGCCUGUGGCUGAUUGGGCAAAAGGUGCUGGUGUGAAACAGUUUCUCUUUAUCAGCAGCGCUGGUAUUUACAAGACAAGUGAUGAAGUUCCACAUGUUGAAGGGGAUCUUGUCAAAAGUGAUGCCGGUCAUGUUGCUGUAGAAAAGUACAUCGAGGAACUCUCCUUCAGCAGCUGGGCUGUAUUUAGACCUCAAUACAUGAUAGGAUCUGGAAAUAACAAAGAUUGUGAAGAAUGGUUUUUUGAUAGAAUUGUUCGUGACAGACCCGUUCCAAUACCUAGCCCAGGGAUCCAGCUCACAAACAUUUCACAUGUUAGAGACUUAUCUAGCAUGCUAACUUUGGCUGUUGAAGACCCGGACGCUGCCAAUGGCAAUAUCUUCAAUUGUGUAUGCGAUCGUGCUGUAACCUUUGAUGGUUUGGCAAAACUAUGUGCACAAGCUGCAGGUCGCAACAUUAAGAUAAUUCACUAUGAUCCAAAAGCUGUGGGUGUUGAUUCUAAGAAAGCAUUUCCUUUUCGAAAUAUGCACUUCUAUGCAGAGCCCAGGGCAGCGAAAGAGAUACUAGACUGGGAGUCCAGUACUAAUCUUUCUGAAGACUUGAAAGAAAGAUUUGAAGAAUACGUAAGCAUUGGGAGGGACAAGAAAGAUAUGCAAUUUGAAAUUGAUGACAAAAUAUUGGAGUCCCUAAAAGAAGCUGUUGCAGUUUGAUCCAUGCGAUCUUUUGGAUCACCUCUUAAUUUCUGGUGGUUCAUGAUGUUGUGCACUCGUCGCCUUCUUGUCCCAAUAAUUCCCUGAACCGAUUGAUUUUCACUUUCAGAUCCAUCGAGAUUGUGAUGACCUUAUCUCCUAAAUACAUGGAAAAAUGAAAAAUAAAAGAUUAUUCAUUUCA